CAAGGUCAUUUCUGUCAGUCAGCUGCGGUGUUUUGCAGCUGUAGAGAAGAAUUAAAUAUUUUAUCUAGUAUCGUGUAAGCGAACCAGAGUAGCCGCAUCAAAAUGGCUCAAGCGAUAAAGAAAUUAGCUGUUCAAGUGCUUAACAAAAACAACAAUGUGGAAGUUAUAAUGAAUUCGACAGCUCUUAGGGCGAACAGCCACUGGUGGAGCAAUGUUCAAAUGGGCCCUCCAGAUGUCAUCCUUGGCAUCACAGAGGCCUACAAAAGGGACACAGACUCAAGGAAAGUAAAUCUUGGUGUAGGAGCUUACAGAGAUGAUGAUGGAAAACCAUUUGUACUUCCAUCAGUUAAGAAGGCUGAAGAGAUUGUCCACAAGAAAGGCUUGAACCACGAAUAUGCCCCAAUUGGUGGGGAAGCCACAUACACAGACCUUGUGGCCAAGCUUGCAUUUGGAGAAGACUCGCAGGUUAUCAAAGACAAGACAAACUGCACUGUGCAGACAUUGUCCGGUACUGGUGCGCUCCGCCUUGGCCUCGAAUUCAUCACGAAGCACUAUGCCAAGACGAAGGACAUCUGGCUGCCUACCCCCACGUGGGGCAACCACCCCCAGAUCUGCAACACACUGGGACUACCCCACAAGAAGUACCGCUACUACGACCCCAAAACCCAUGGCUUCGACGUUAAGGGGGCUAUUGAAGAUAUCUCCAAAAUCCCAGAGGGCUCGAUCAUUCUGCUACAUGCGUGUGCGCACAACCCUACCGGUGUGGACCCAAGGCCCGGCGACUGGGCCCAGUUGUCUGGCGUGAUCAAAGAAAGGAAACUGUUCCCAUUCUUCGACAUGGCGUACCAGGGCUUCGCGACAGGGAAUGUUGACAAUGACGCGGCGGCCGUGCGGCUGUUCGUCAAAGAAGGCCACCAGGUCAUGCUUGCUCAGAGCUUCGCUAAGAAUAUGGGUUUGUACGGCGAACGCGCCGGUGCAUUGACCUUCCUCUGCGGCGACCCGGAGUCCGCCGCCAAAGUGAUGUCGCAGGUCAAGAUCAUGAUCCGCACCAUGUACUCCAACCCCCCGCUCUACGGCGCGAGGCUCGUCACCGAGAUACUAUCCAACCCGGAGCUCAAGAAACAAUGGUUGAGCGACGUAAAACUGAUGGCCGACCGCAUCAUAUCGAUGCGCAGCCAGCUGCGCGCCGGCAUCGAGAGCGCCGGCAACAAGCAGAGCUGGCAACACAUCACCGACCAGAUCGGCAUGUUCUGCUUCACCGGUCUCAAGCCCGAACAGGUUGAAAGACUUACGAAGGAAUUCCACAUUUACCUGACAAAGGACGGGCGCAUCUCAGUCGCCGGCAUUUCCUCUAAAAACGUCAACUACAUUGCCGAAGCCAUGCACAAAGUCACCUCCACUUUACAUGAAAAAUAAAGUAAAUAUAUUUUAUUGUUAAAAUAAAUAGUCCUAAAGCAUAUCUGCGUGGGGCUUUACAUUGCAUAUUUAUGUGAUAGGAAUAUAUUCUUAAUAAUCCUAUCUUAUACUUUUUGGUUAUUUUUUUAUUGUGUUAUAUAUUAAAAUCCAAUUUUAUUUAAUGCGUAAGUGGGUUACAAAAUUGCACGCUAGUCGUCACAAGCAAGAGUAUUUAUUCUUCAAAUAUAUUUAAACUGAAGAAGUAAAUUAAACAAUUAUGUAUCAAGUGUUCAUACACUUGAUACAUAAUUGUUUAUUUUUUUUGCAAAACCGCAAGACACAUAGUUACUCUUUAUGUUUAUAUUUAUUUAAGUAAUAUCAUAAUCGUGUAUCGUUAAGAUUUAUCUGUUUCGAAACUGCUUUUUUUAAGAAAUACAUUUAUAUAUAUUUUUGUUUUA
Molecule: messenger RNA, 1853 nt
Organism: Plodia interpunctella (Indianmeal moth)
Lineage: Eukaryota; Metazoa; Arthropoda; Insecta; Lepidoptera; Pyralidae
Gene: Got2
Product: Glutamate oxaloacetate transaminase 2
Exons: 9
Coding region: 103-1416 (437 amino acids)
Biological process (GO): L-aspartate catabolic process; biosynthetic process
Cellular component (GO): mitochondrion
Molecular function (GO): pyridoxal phosphate binding; L-aspartate:2-oxoglutarate transaminase activity
Source: RefSeq, a predicted model, not a curated record